This is a messenger RNA of Paramecium octaurelia, 159 nucleotides long. NCBI's taxonomy places the organism in Eukaryota, Ciliophora, Oligohymenophorea, Peniculida, Parameciidae. The record is from the annotation of a GenBank genome assembly.
AUGAACAAAAAUGCAAUUGCAAGAAUGAUGGAAUCAACGCAUUUCAAGAAGGUUGUAAAUGAAAGGUAGAAGGAAUCUAAUUUGAGUAAGAAAUAAGUGAUCCAAGAGACAUUGAAAGAAGUUUAGAUAACAGGAGCAUAGGUCUUAUUCAAAAAAUGA